Molecule: messenger RNA, 4364 nt
Organism: Hypomesus transpacificus
Lineage: Eukaryota; Metazoa; Chordata; Actinopteri; Osmeriformes; Osmeridae
Gene: gfra1a
Product: gdnf family receptor alpha 1a
Biological process (GO): nervous system development
Cellular component (GO): signaling receptor complex; external side of plasma membrane
Molecular function (GO): signaling receptor activity
Source: RefSeq, a predicted model, not a curated record
CGUGGAUGUGGUUAGAGCGCUAUUGAGCAGAGGCAACAGCAUCAGCGUGAGCUCAGACAGACGCGGGCAUCUCACGAGCCGGAGUUCCGAGAGCAGUCAUCCGUGUGUUUUGUCGCUUUUGGGACCAUUGUUGUCCUCUAUUAUCCCCUCUUUUCGUUUGAUCUAGACAAGAAAAAGAAACCAUUCGCCAUAUGAUGGUAGCCUAAAAUGCUUUUUUUGAAAUUGGAGUACUUUUGGUGUGGAAUGUUAUUCGCAUGAAGCCGGGGUCUCUUCUCUACGUUGGAGCGCAUGUCAUGUUUUCAAUGGAUUUGAAUAGAGUGGAAAUACCUUGGAAAUAAAAUUAAGUUUUGUUCAAAUCAAAUUGCAGUUGAAUAUGCUUCACGUGGACAGAUACACAAUGAUUCUUACCACUCUUUACGUCGUUUUGUCUCUUUUAGAUGUAUUGUCGUUUGCCCAAGAAAACGUCUUAUCUGGAACGAACCGUCUCGAUUGUGUCAAAGCGAGCGAGCAGUGUCUGAAGGAGCCGGGAUGCAGCUCCAAGUACCGGACAAUGAGACAGUGCAUAGCCGGGAAGGAGAGCAACUUUAGCAUGGUAUCCGGACUGGAGGCGAAGGACGAAUGUAGGAGUGCCAUGGAUGCGCUCAAACAGAGUCCCCUGUACAACUGCAGGUGUAAAAGAGGGAUGAAGAAGGAGAAGAACUGCCUGCGCAUAUACUGGGGAAUCUAUCAGACAUUGCAAGGGAACGAUUUCCUCGAGGACUCUCCGUACGAAACGGUGAACAGUCGUCUGUCUGACAUAUUCCGGUUGGCUCCAAUUAUUUCAGAGGGAGGGGUUGGUGCAGACCCCUGGAGCAGUCCGGCCAGCUCGGCCCCAGGGAGGGGCCCUCAGGGCGGGGGAGCCCAGGGCAGAGGCCCCCUGGACAGGGACCGGGGAGUGGAGCUCCAGGACCCCAGUAGAAACAGAAGGGCUCAUCCAAAUUGGGCUCUACUCGGAGAACCGGCGGUGACCAGGGAGAACAACUGCCUGAACGCUGCCAAGGCCUGCAACCUGAACGACACGUGUAAGAAGUACCGCUCGUCCUACAUCAGCCCCUGCACCAGCCGGGUGUCCACCGCCGAGGUCUGCAACAAGAGGAAGUGCCACAAGGCGCUGCGGCAGUUCUUCGACAAGGUCCCGCCCAAACACUCGUACGGCAUGCUGUUCUGCUCCUGCCCGCCCGGCGACCAGUCGGCCUGCUCGGAGCGUCGCCGCCAGACCAUCGUGCCCGUGUGCUCCUACGAGGACAAGGAGAGACCCAACUGCCUGCUACUGCAGGAGUCCUGCAAGACCAACUACAUCUGCAGGUCUCGUCUGGCUGACUUCUUUGCUAACUGCCAGCCUGAGCCUCGCUCCCUGUCUGGCUGUCUGAAGGAGAACUACGCAGACUGCCUCCUGUCCUACUCUGGUCUUAUUGGUACGGUGUUGACCCCCAACUAUCUGCGCUCCCCCAAGAUCAGCGUGUCCCCCUACUGUGACUGCAGCAGUAGUGGCAACAGCAAGGAGGACUGCGACAAGUUCACAGAGUUCUUCACUGAUAACACCUGCCUCCGGAACGCCAUCCAGGCAUUCGGUAACGGGACCGACGUGGGGGUGUGGCAGCCCAUGCCCCCGGUACAAACGACCACCUCUACCACCACCCCCUACCAGAAGAGCAGGGAGCGCUCCCCCAACUCUCUGGACGCCGCCGCCACGCACAACAACCACCUCAACGCUGGAGACCAGAGCAUCUACCACUUCUGUGGCAGCCUACAGGCUCAGAAACUGAAGUCCAAUGCCUCUAUUGAUGGAGUGUUGUGUGUGGACCCUCAGAUAGACGACCCUGGAACAUCCACCGCCAUCUUAGGUUCAGCCACCCCGAGGACCUCUAUGCUGCCCCCUCAGGCCUGGAUGCUGUACUGCACCCUGGUGGCGCUCUACCCAGCUACCGUCUUGUAGCCGCACCGGCGGUCACAAACACACAGACUGACAACACUUUGUACAAAAAAACAAACAUACAAGAAACAACAUUCUCUGUUCCCAGUACACCUGUUGUGUUUUUCUUUCCCUGGUUCCCUGACUCCUUUCUUGAAUUCUGGUUUUUAGAGGCUUACGUUGACGCAGUGUGCUAAAGUGAUAUUAACGUGCUACUCGGUUUUGCUCUGUGUUUCCGUGAAAGGGAAAACGUUUUCCGUUGCGGAAUCGGCAAUCUUAAGCGCAGAAGACGCGUUGUGGCAUCGCCGUACAUAACCGCAGGUAUCUGGGGUAGUGACCCACUGCACUGUGCAACCAUGAGAUAGUCAUUUAGGACUGUGCAUCUACAUUGAGGAGGCGUCUUUGAGACAAGAUGUCCACUGUCACUUCUUCAAAGAGUGGUUCAAAUGAGGUAGGCAUUUAGAUGUAACUAUAUCUCAUCUGUGAUGUGUGUGUGUGUGUUUUGAAAUGGUGUAUGCCAUGCUUUAACAUUAGAAGGAGUAAAGGGGUCAGGAAUACAAAUAGAGCAAAGGAUUCCCUAAAUUUCCCCAAGAGUGAUCUCCAAGGAUUGGAAUCUUCAGUCCUAAACGACUAUCGAGGCCGUCCUUCAGCCAUAUUGUCACAUGCUCCUCACCCUGCAUUGGCUGAGCUGAACCCUUAACAUGUUUGAGCUCUGAAUCACACACACGCACACAAGCAUGCAAAGCACACAGGCAAAGACUAGCACACACAUACACUCUUGUUUAUCUUUCCCCUAGAAACUUGUAUAUUCAGCUAUUAUGUAGAGGAGUUCAGUAGGCCUAUAACAACAUCUAGUUCAGGACUUCUCUCAGCUAGAUAUAAGAAGAUAAUAGGUAAGGUAGAUCACGAUGGAUUGUAACACUAUGGCAGGACACUAUUCAAAGCUUUUCUGGUAGACAAAGUAAUCAACUUCAGCAGGUGUGGGAGUAUCGUAAGCUUCCAUGCCUAAAAGCGUUCCGGACGGGGAGUAGGUUGAGUACUUUCAGGCGUGAGUCUCGCAGGGAAGGUGAAGACGCUGUGAUAGGAAGUGUUGUCCCUGACUCUCAUAGCCGUUGCUUUAUGAUACACUACUAUUACGCACACUUUUCUCCACACAGCCCAGCCAUCUGUUCAGGAUAGUGUCACAUUGACUUGACAACGGCAAACCUGUCAUUCACGUCGAGGUACAAACAAGAUGCCCUCAUCACAGAGUGCAGUUACAAACUGUACCAUGUGACCCCCCCCCCCUCUCCGCCGAUACGUAGAUGAUCGCGUUUUGUACUGUAUGUUUAUCCUGAGCAUUUCCAGGGAAAGAAUCGGCGUUGUAUCAUAAUCGUGUGUAAUUCUCUGAAGUAAUGUUCCAAAAAAAAGUUCUGCAUUUCAUCAUGUUUUGGGAUCAAACGUGGAACCUAUUCCGACCCAGUACACAGUCACCUCACGCAUACGUAGCAUGUGAAGCUAAUGCGUUAGUCAUUGGAACAGUUGAAAACAUUUAUGACAUGCUGCUUGGUUUUAUGACAUGUUGUGUGGCUUCUCAAAAACGUAAUGUAUAGUACACAUUAUUUACAGGGCAUUACAAUGAUAUAUGUAUGUACUUGAUUGAAACUUGUAAUUUGGACAAUAAAUGUCUUAUUAUGAUAUUCUGUUUGGGAGCACUAUGAGCCAUUUUUAAAUUUAGAUUACAGAAUACGCCGAUUUAAACUACAUUUUCUUGUUUUUUUCUUCAUAUAAAACAUAUGUAUCCCCAAUAUACUGUAUAUAACUUGCAUUGGAAAAGGAGGACAUAAAUGUAUGUGCGCCCUGCUAUGUUUCCUAAGCAAACUAAUGAUGUAACAUAUGCCCACUGAAGAGUGAAGUUGGCUGUCUCAUCAUUUUGGGGAUGUACCUUGUUAUUUUUCUAUCUUUUAUUUUUCCGGCCUUUCUUUCCAGUUUCUAUGUCAUGCUUUAGGACCAUUGACCAGGAUAGCCUGGUCACACAAUUCGGUGUGCUUUAGGACAUACUCUGUGGACUGCAGUGAAUGUUCUGUGACAUCACAACACAUGGGGAGGGGCCUAGCUCACCGCUUAAGCACAGACACGUGUGGAGGGAGGCUUCUACAGGGCUGCAGUUAGAGAAUAUUGCAUGGGUGAUGAGAAACGCAAUAACAGAGCAUAAGAGUUUGAAUCUGAUCCAUGGGUGGGGUCAACAUGCCUUGGGUGGCUUCUUCUAAUUGGUCACUGGUGUCCAAGCUACAGGGUGUCCAGCUGAUAGUUUCACAGAGACAAGGUGAAUGUGUUCGGAUGAGGGGUGCUGGACGGCCAUCUUAAAUAUUCCACACAGAAAAAUGGUGCAGAGUAUAUUUGUAUUCAUCUCCAUGAUGUCGGUUGUUUAAAA